This is a messenger RNA of Eurypyga helias (sunbittern), 1180 nucleotides long. RefSeq names its product solute carrier organic anion transporter family member 1C1-like. Gene Ontology annotation, cellular component: membrane. The record is from RefSeq and is a predicted model, not a curated record. NCBI's taxonomy places the organism in Eukaryota, Metazoa, Chordata, Aves, Eurypygiformes, Eurypygidae. The annotation marks the transcript as partial. The transcript has 8 exons. Gene Ontology annotation, molecular function: bile acid transmembrane transporter activity. Gene Ontology annotation, biological process: transmembrane transport; sodium-independent organic anion transport; bile acid and bile salt transport.
AUGGAGAUUUCAUCAAAAGAAAAUACUCGGUUUUUUUCAAACAACACAAUCCUGCCUGUUGACCGAACUUCAUUCAAAUCUGAAUCUUCUGCAUCCAAGGAAAAACAGUCAUGUUGUGGAGGUAUAAAGAUAUUUCUUGGUGCAUUGUCUUUUGUUUAUUUUGCUAAAGCACUGUCAGGAAGUUAUCUAAAAAGUACUAUCACACAAAUAGAAAGAAGAUUUGAUAUCCCUUCAUCUUUGGUUGGCGUUAUUGAUGGCAGUUUCGAAAUUGGGAACCUCCUAAUCAUAAUUCUUGUAAGCUACUUUGGAGCGAAGCUUCACAGGCCAAGAAUAAUUGGAGUAGGCUGCUUAAUUAUGUCAGCUGGAACAUUCCUGAUUGCGAUGCCCCAGUUCUUCAUGGGACGAUACCGCUAUGAAAGAUUCCCUUCCAACGUCAAUGCGACUGUUAGCAUCUCGCCAUGUCUGCAGGACAAAAGCCAAACUCCGCUCUCAGCCUUGGAAAAAUCUCAAGCAAAACUAAAUGCAGGAUGUGAAAAAGAGGCAGGCUCUUCCAUGUGGAUCUAUGUUCUACUAGGGAAUCUUUUGCGUGGAAUAGGUGAAACUCCUAUCCAGCCUCUGGGAAUUACAUACAUAGAUGAUUAUGCCAUUGAAGAGAAUGCUGCCUUAUACAUUGGCUGCGUACAGACAGUUGCAAUCAUAGGGCCAAUAUUUGGCUUUCUUCUAGGAUCCCUGUGUGCCAAACUUUAUGUUGACAUUGGCUUUGUAGAUCUGGACAGUGUGACCAUAACUCACAAGGACGUGCAGUGGGUGGGGGCCUGGUGGCUGGGCUACUUAAUAGCAGGUGUGAUCAGCGUUCUGGCCGGCAUCCCCUUCUGGUUCCUGCCCAAGCACCUCCCGAAACCAGAGGGCAGAAAGGACUCCAGUACCUCUUCUGAGCAAUCAAAGUUCAUCACUGAGGAUAACAGGGACCAACACAAAUCUUAUCAGCAAGUGAAGAUUGCUGAGAUGGCAAAAGACUUCUUGCCGUCGCUGAAGAACCUCUUUGGGAAUCCAGUUUAUAUUCUGUAUUUGUGUGCAAGUAUCAUUCAGUUCAAUUCUUUAAUUGGCAUGGUGACAUAUAAGCCAAAGUAUAUUGAACAACAGUAUGGGCAAACAUCUUCAAAAACUAAUUUUGUUAUAG